UCAGAGCUGCAGCUGAAGAGCCGGACGUGUCGGCGAAGAUGGCGGGCCGGAGUAUGGUAGCUGCGAGAUGUCCUACAGAUGAAUUAUCUUUAACCAACUGUGCAGUUGUGAAUGAAAAAGGUUUCCAGUCUGGCCAGCAUGUGAUUGUGAGGACCUCUACCAACCACAGGUACACAUUUACACUGAAGACUCAUCCAUCAGUGGUUCCAGGGAGCAUUGCAUUCAGCUUACCUCAGCGAAAAUGGGCUGGACUUUCUAUUGGGCAAGAAAUAGAAGUGUCCUUAUAUACAUUUGACAAGACCAAACAAUGUAUUGGCACAAUGACCAUCGAGAUUGAUUUCCUGCAGAAAAAAAGCAUUGACUCCAACCCUUAUGAUACUGACAAGAUGGCAGGAGAAUUUAUUCAACAGUUCAACAACCAGGCAUUCUCAGUGGGACAACAGCUUGUAUUUAGCUUCAAUGAAAAGCUUUUUGGCUUACUAGUAAAGGAUAUUGAAGCCAUGGAUCCCAGCAUCCUGAAGGGAGAACCAGGAACGGGUAAAAGACAGAAGAUUGAAAUAGGACUGGUUGUUGGAAACAGUCAAGUUGCAUUUGAAAAAGCAGAAAAUUCAUCACUCAAUCUUACUGGGAAAGCUAAAACCAAGGAAAAUCGCCAGUCUAUCAUCAAUCCUGACUGGAACUUUGAAAAAAUGGGAAUAGGAGGUCUGGACAAGGAAUUUUCAGAUAUUUUUCGACGAGCAUUUGCUUCCCGAGUGUUUCCUCCAGAGAUUGUGGAGCAGAUGGGUUGCAAACACGUUAAAGGCAUCCUAUUAUAUGGGCCCCCAGGUUGUGGUAAGACUCUCUUGGCUCGACAGAUUGGCAAGAUGUUGAAUGCAAGAGAGCCCAAAGUGGUCAAUGGGCCAGAAAUUCUAAACAAAUAUGUGGGAGAAUCAGAAGCUAACAUUCGUAAACUCUUUGCUGAUGCUGAAGAGGAGCAAAGGAGGCUUGGUGCUAACAGUGGUUUGCACAUCAUCAUCUUUGAUGAAAUUGAUGCCAUCUGCAAGCAGAGAGGAAGCAUGGCUGGUAGCACGGGAGUUCAUGAUACUGUCGUCAACCAGUUGCUGUCCAAAAUUGAUGGGGUAGAGCAGCUGAACAACAUUUUAGUCAUUGGAAUGACCAACAGACCAGAUCUGAUAGAUGAGGCUCUCCUUCGACCUGGAAGACUGGAAGUUAAAAUGGAAAUAGGCUUACCAGAUGAAAAAGGUCGACUACAGAUCCUUCACAUCCACACAGCAAGGAUGAGAGGGCAUCAGUUACUCUCUGCUGAUGUAGACAUUAAAGAACUGGCUGUAGAAACCAAGAACUUCAGUGGUGCUGAACUGGAAGGUCUGGUGCGAGCAGCACAAUCCACUGCUAUGAACAGACACAUAAAGGCCAGCACUAAAGUCGAAGUGGACAUGGAAAAAGCAGAAAGCCUGCAGGUGACAAGGGGAGAUUUCCUUGCUUCUUUGGAGAAUGAUAUUAAACCGGCAUUUGGCACAAACCAAGAGGAUUAUGCAAGUUACAUUAUGAAUGGUAUCAUCAAAUGGGGUGACCCAGUUACUCGAGUUCUAGAAGAUGGAGAGCUGCUGGUCCAGCAGGCCAAAAACAGUGACCGCACACCAUUGGUUAGCGUCCUUUUAGAAGGCCCUCCUCACAGUGGAAAGACUGCGUUAGCUGCAAAGAUCGCAGAGGAGUCCAACUUCCCCUUCAUCAAGAUCUGUUCUCCUGAUAAGAUGAUUGGCUUUUCUGAGACAGCCAAGUGUCAGGCCAUGAAGAAGAUCUUCGAUGAUGCAUACAAAUCCCAGCUCAGUUGUGUAGUUGUGGAUGACAUUGAGAGACUGCUUGAUUAUGUCCCUAUUGGCCCUCGAUUUUCUAAUCUGGUACUACAGGCUCUUCUUGUGUUGCUGAAAAAGGCUCCUCCUCAGGGCCGCAAGCUUCUUAUCAUUGGGACCACUAGCCGAAAAGAUGUCCUUCAGGAGAUGGAAAUGCUCACCGCUUUCAGCACCACCAUCCAUGUGCCCAAUAUUGCCACAGGAGAGCAGCUCUUGGAAGCCUUGGAGCUUUUGGGCAACUUCAAGGAUAAGGAACGCUCCACAAUUGCACAGCAAAUAAAAGACAAGAAGGUCUGGAUAGGAAUCAAGAAGCUGCUAAUGUUGAUCGAGAUGUCCCUGCAGAUGGAUCCUGAAUACCGUGUGAGAAAAUUCUUGGCUCUCUUAAGAGAAGAAGGAGCGUAAUAGCCCCCUUGACUUUGAAAAUGGACUAUUUGCAAACAUACAGUGACCAAGGGAAAUGACCAAGGUAAAGAUGUCCUAGGAUCUUCACUGGAUUUACUCAAGACCAUAAUGAAGUGAACUGUUCCUUGCCUUCAACACAUGCUCAUUCUGCAUGAUGAGUGCAAUAAAACUCCCUUCCUUGUGCUUAUCAAAAUAUUCCACUAUUUUAUGGAAGGUACAAACUUGCUUUAGAAUGCCGUGCUUACCUUUCUGUGCAAGCUAAGCUGAUUCCUUCAUCCUCAGUCUGUGGGGGAUAUACUGUACUUGUGAACACUACACAUUUUAAGCUCCCUACUACCCCCACCACCCAGAGACUCUGAAUAAAUGUGAUGAUGUUGCAAGACAACACUUGGCCUAUUAGAAGGAAGACUUCCUCCAGGUAAACCAGGAACAGUGAGGGGCCACAGGGAUUAUCUUACAACUUUCUAUGCUAGCACUGCAGGUAAUUGGUCAUUUGGUUCAAGUUCUCCCAGAAAACUGGUUAUUACCUUUGCCUAAAGAAUCAGGGCUUUGAAUUUCUAAGAUGCUGUUCUCAGUCAUUUUCCAAGUUGCAAUCAGGAUAUCUUUCUUAAUAGAAAGUCAGAGUAUUACUGUGUUGACUAUAACAUCCCCUUAAUGUAACUAAUGUCCUCUGUGGUAAGAGAUAUGUUGAUCAUUACCACCUGAUAGUUGUUAAAAACUAGUGAAAGAUGUAAGGGAAAAGUCUACACCCUUAAAAAGAAAGGAGUCAUUAAAAUAAAGUAAUUUAGCCCUGG
This is a messenger RNA of Molossus molossus (Pallas's mastiff bat), 3049 nucleotides long. RefSeq names its product N-ethylmaleimide sensitive factor, vesicle fusing ATPase (gene NSF). Lineage: Eukaryota; Metazoa; Chordata; Mammalia; Chiroptera; Molossidae. Gene Ontology annotation, molecular function: ATP hydrolysis activity; ATP binding. Gene Ontology annotation, cellular component: Golgi stack. The record is from RefSeq and is a predicted model, not a curated record. The transcript has 21 exons. Gene Ontology annotation, biological process: SNARE complex disassembly; Golgi to plasma membrane protein transport; intra-Golgi vesicle-mediated transport. Bases 39 to 2255 code for a protein of 738 amino acids.